GCGUCUGGACCAACUUUUCAAGUCUAGAUCAUGACACAACAAGGAGCCGCGCUUCAAACUUAUAACAACGAACUCGUGAAGUGUAUAGAGGAGCUAGUCUCUAAGAGGGAUGAACUCAACAGGCAGAUUCAGCUGGAGGAGGAAGAGAAGGCGAGACUACAGCACGACAUCCGCGUCCUUACAGACAAACUGAGCCGUGUCAACGAGAGCCUGGCCCGCCGCCUCGCCGCUCGCGCCGACUUUGACCGCACCAUCGCCGAGACAGAGGCAGCAUACAUGAAGAUUCUAGAAAGUUCCCAGACCCUGUUAAGUGUUCUAAAGAAAGAGACAGGAAACCUAACAAAGGCCACUGAGCCCAGGGGUGGCAAAGACCACUGACCUGCACAAAACUCUCUUUUUUUCUCCUAUUUUUCUUCUUGAAACCACUGGAACAUCCCACCUGUUCUUUUAGGACACUGUAUGUAAAACAUGUAAAUGUCUAAUAUUCCUCAUGGCUUCCCAAUAUGAAUUUGUUUCCUGAUUUUU
Molecule: messenger RNA, 525 nt
Organism: Chanos chanos (milkfish)
Lineage: Eukaryota; Metazoa; Chordata; Actinopteri; Gonorynchiformes; Chanidae
Gene: ssna1
Product: Sjogren syndrome nuclear autoantigen 1
Exons: 3
Coding region: 31-378 (115 amino acids)
Biological process (GO): axon extension
Cellular component (GO): ciliary basal body; axon; centrosome
Source: RefSeq, a predicted model, not a curated record